This is a messenger RNA of Stereum hirsutum FP-91666 SS1, 2444 nucleotides long. RefSeq lists its product as uncharacterized. The record is from RefSeq and is a predicted model, not a curated record. Gene Ontology annotation, molecular function: SUMO activating enzyme activity. The transcript is spliced from 11 exons. Lineage: Eukaryota; Fungi; Basidiomycota; Agaricomycetes; Russulales; Stereaceae. Bases 50 to 2098 code for a protein of 682 amino acids. Gene Ontology annotation, cellular component: SUMO activating enzyme complex; cytoplasm. Gene Ontology annotation, biological process: protein sumoylation.
CCCUUACCUCAAACAGAAGCUGGGUCUGUUGAGCAGUGUGCAGAGAAUUAUGGCUACAACACUCGAUAAUACCGGGUCACGCACAACGUACGCAAGAGCCAUUCUGGGAUCCACUUUGCACAAUCGUCUCCCCCAGACCAAAGUUCUGUUGGUUGGUGCUGGUGGCAUCGGCUGCGAGCUUUUGAAGAACAUUGUUCUCGUAGGAUUCGGGCAUAUCACGCUUUUGGACCUGGACACCAUCGACUUGUCAAAUUUGAACCGCCAAUUUCUCUUUAGAAAGAAGGAUGUUAAGCAGAGUAAAGCGAUGGUCGCGUCGAAGACAGCGGCUGCAUUCAAUCCAAACGUCCACAUACAUCCGAUUCAUGGGAACAUCAAGGACCCACAAUUUGACUUGACGUGGUUCAAGCAAUUCGACAUCGUGUUGAACGCUUUAGACAACCUUGACGCUCGUCGGCAUGUCAACAAAAUGUGCAUGGCUGGUGGCAUUCCAUCUGUCGAGUCGGGUACGGCUGGGUAUCUAGGCCAGGUGCAACCAUUACUGAAGGACCGCACGGAAUGUUUCGACUGCAUACCCAAACCGACCCCGAAAUCGUUUCCAGUGUGCACCAUCCGCUCCACGCCAUCACAACCGAUUCACUGCAUAGUAUGGGCCAAAAGCUAUCUCAUGGGUCAACUAUUCGGCGAGGACGAGGACGCCACAGGGGAGCUCGAUGAGGCAGAGAAGCAAGGAGAAAAUGCACAGGAGAUUGCAACGCUUCGGAAUGAGGCUCAAGCAUUCAAAACGGUUCGCGCAGCUCUGCGCUCGCCAACAGGGACCGCUGAGGCAGCAAGACAAGUCUUCCAGAAGGUCUUCCACGCUGAUAUCCUGAAUUUGCUCUCCAUGGAAGAUAUGUGGAGGUAUCGUGCUAAACCAGUGCCGCUCGACUUUGACGCUAUCAAGGAUAACCGGUUCGUCCUACACGGUGCACUCGCAAGCGAAGCAAAGCUGCAUGGCAAUGAAGCUGCACCUACUUCUUCGAACGCUUCGAACGGCGUGAACGGUGUGAAAUCCAACGGCAGCGCUACGAACGGUUCUGGUUCAAGUUCUAGUAUGACAACGUCGUCAAAAGGCUUGAAAGAUCAAAGAGCCCUGUCGUUAAGGGACAAUUGGGAGUUGUUCGUCACCAGCACCGAGAGACUAGCGCGACGACUGAGGGCGGGAGAGGAGACCAUUAGUUUCGAUAAGGACGAUGAUGAGACGCUUGACUUCGUGACCGCAGCUGCGAACCUGCGAUCAGCUGCAUAUGGCAUCCAGGGGAAAAGUCGUUGGGAAGUCAAAGAAAUGGCUGGGAACAUCAUUCCAGCUAUCGCUACCACGAACGCCAUCAUUUCCGGCCUGAUCGUUCUUCAAGCUCUUCAUUUACUACGCAAGUCGUACCACGCGCUGAAGAAUGUGCAUUUGCAGUUCAAACCCACGGUUCCGCUCAGCUCCAUCACCCUCUCGCCUCCUAAUCUUCAAUGCGGUGUCUGUAGAGAUGUGUACUCUCAGAUCCAAUGUGACCCGGCGCGAGUGACGCUGAGGGAGGUCAUUGAUGGGCUCCGACCAGCAGGCACCGAAGAUCGGGAAGUCAGUACCUACGAAGACAAACGUAUGCUCAGUGAUCCAGACUUCGACGACAAUCUCGAGCGCACUCUUGAGAGUCUCAGCGUCACCGCCGGCAAAUUCUUGAGCAUCGUCGACGAGGACGGCGAGUACGAGACUAUCACCAUUGCGGUCGGGAAUCUCCCUGUCGGUCACCCAGCCGAUGGUUCCGCAUUGGUUCUGCCAGAUACGUUGCCAGAGCUCCGCGGAAAACCUAAAGCCCCACCGCCCUCCACGCCUCCACCUCCCUCUGCAACGCUAUCGGCACCGACCGCGACCAAGCGGUCCGCACCAGAUGAUGAUGAAAUUCAGGAGCAACCACACCCCUCAAAGCGCGCAAAAACGGCUACGAAUGGUUCCGUGAUGAAUGCGAAACUCUAUACGCCGAGCAAGAAACGUAGGCUGGAGGACGACGGGCUCGUUCUGUUGGACGAGCCGAACGAGAAGGUGGAAGACGAUGUCAUAGAGAUUGAUUGAUCCUGCUUGAUGGUCUGUUCUUUGUCCCCUUUGCUUUGCACCUCACGCAUGCCUGUGUCUUUCUUGUUCGCCCGCUACCCGGGUCAUACUAUAUUAUCCCAUUAUUCCUAUCUUGAUGUUCAGCUGAAGAGUCCCGGGGCCAUACAUCUCCCUGUUAUGAUGUUCCUGCGCCAUGCAGUAUGGUACCUCCCAUCUCAGCCGCCCAUGUUUGCGUUUAAUUUCCGCGUGGUAUGUUCUUUGGUUCGUCUCCUCGCCCUCAUGCAUUCCCGCAGCGUUAGGAUAACCGUUCCUACCUGUUGCAAGAUUUGCAGCCAGCUUUUGUCCUUACAGCUCAUUUUGAUGCAAC